GAUGAUGUUGGUGGGGUGGGAAUUAGUUUUGUUUUUUAAAUCAUGUCAAUGUGUGGAAAUCGCUUAAAAUCAGAAAAAUGAGGGCAGAUGGCAUGUGUUUUGCAGUUCAUAAAAUCAGAAAAAAAAAAUGAAUGAUCAUACCAGAGAUAGUCAAUUCAGAUAAAUCAGACAACCAGAUCAUCCACUUUGCAGUUUGCACACUAACACUAUAUAGUACGAGUUGAGACUGACUGAGAUGCGAUUAGGAGUCUUUUCAUCGGACUCUUAAUUUUAUCGUCGUUCUCGGGCGGCUUUUGGACGUACGGUGGUGAGACAGUGAGAGAGAGCGAGAUAGAGAAGAUGACCGGAGGAGGUUUCACCGUUGACAGUAAUGGCUACGGUGUUAAUGCUCGUCUGACUGCAUCAGUGGUGAUAACUUGCAUCGUUGCUGCUUCAGGUGGCUUGAUCUUUGGGUACGAUAUUGGGAUUUCAGGGGGUGUGACGACGAUGGUACCGUUUCUAAAAAAGUUCUUUCCUUCAAUACUAAGGAGGAUCGAAAAUGCCAAGAAUAAUACAUACUGCAUUUAUGAUAGCCAGGUUCUCACAGCAUUUACAUCUUCAUUGUACAUAGCUGGUCUGGUCGCAUCUCUCUUUGCUGGCCGCCUCACCAGAGCCAUUGGUCACAAAUCCAUCAUGGUAUUAGGAGGUUUUACCUUCUUAGUAGGUGCAGCCAUCAAUGGUGCUGCCUUCAAUGUCGAAAUGCUGAUUUUGGGCCGCAUCUUGCUCGGUUUUGGUGUUGGCUUUACUAACCAGGUAAGUGGGAUCUACCUAUCUGAAACGGCACCAUCAAAAUGGCGUGGAGCAUUCAACACAGGCUUCCAGUUGUUCAUAGGCAUUGGCGUCCUGUCAGCCUAUGUCUUCAACUUCUUCUCCGCCAAGCUCUACUGGGGCUGGCGCCUCUCCCUUGGCCUUGCAGCUGCACCUGCCAUAAUCAUGGGGCUAUGUGCCCUCCUCAUAUCCGACACCCCAAGUAGCCUUGUGCAGCGUGGCAAACUCGAAGAAGCCAGGAGAUCACUGCUUCGAAUCCGAGGAGUGGAGUCGGACAUUGAAGCCGAACUAAACGAUCUUGUGAAGGCAAGCGAAGCCACAAGUGCUGUAAACGAAGAUCCAUUCAAGUCCAUCUUUGAGAGGCAGUACCGGCCCCACCUCGUCAUGGCGGUGGCCAUACCUUUCUUUCAACAGCUGACGGGAAUUAAUAUUAUUGCGUUUUAUGCGCCUGUCCUCUUUCAAUCGGUUGGCUUUGGCAGCGACUCUGCUCUCUUAUCAGCCAUCAUUCUAGGCUCCGUCAAUCUCACCUCAAUCCUUGUAUCCACCUUCAUAGUUGAUCGGUAUGGUAGAAAAAUUUUGUUCAUGGAGGGCGGGAUCCAGAUGGUCGUCUGCCAGGUGGCCAUUGCUUGCGUAAUAGGAGCCACGUUGGGGGUUUCUGCAAAUGAAUCCACGUCCAAAGGCUACUCCAUUUUGGUACUGGUGCUCAUGUGUAUCUACGCGGCUGCAUUUGGGUGGUCAUGGGGUCCUCUUAGCUGGCUCAUACCCAGCGAAAUAUUUCCAAUGAGAAUACGUCCCGCCGGUCAGAGUAUAAGUGUUGCCGUCAACUUCGUGACGACCUUCAUUCUAUCUCAGACAUUCCUGACUAUGCUAUGCCACUUCAAGUAUGGCACAUUUUUAUUCUACGCCGGAUGGAUCACUGUGAUGACAAUUUUUGUUGCUCUCUUCCUUCCUGAGACCAAAGGAGUGCCGCUUGAGUCCAUGCACAAGGUCUGGGAACAGCAUUGGUUCUGGCAUAGGUUUGUUAGCCGGGCCCCACCGUCCGACUUACAAAAACCGACAGAUUGAUCAGUCACUCAGUCUUUAUUUAACACGUUUCAGGCAGCAUUGAAGGUUUAGUAUGAAGGAUUUGUAGGAUUUGUACGCAUUUGUAGAGCAAAUUUAGAGUUCACAAACCAAGAGAUCUCCUCUCCUUUCUUCUAAGUUUUUUUUGGGAAAUAUAAGACUAGUGAUUGGUUGGAGUUCACAUAGAAUACAUUAUUGGGUAAAUUACAAAGACCCACUUCACUUGUAUUAUGGGGUUAGUGACAAAUGCCCCCUAGUUGUUAAGUCGGAUGAUGGAAUGUGUUAAGGUACCGAAAUGCCCAUCUGAUCUUUUUUUUUAUUUUCUUUUCAUUGCCCUGUUCUCUUAAAAUCUAGUUUAAUUUAAGUCUCGUUUGACGUGUCUUUUUGAGAA
Messenger RNA from Nelumbo nucifera (sacred lotus), 2260 nucleotides. Lineage: Eukaryota; Viridiplantae; Streptophyta; Magnoliopsida; Proteales; Nelumbonaceae. The record is from RefSeq and is a predicted model, not a curated record.